CCGCCGCCUGCCCCAACCCGCGCUGCCGCCGCCCGGCCCGGCGCGCACCUCCUUCUCCCGGGGUGACCGGCCUGCCGCCGCCGCCCGAGACACAGCUUGGCACCCCUUCCCCCGCCCUCGCCGCCGCCACCACACACACACACGCACGCUUCUCUCCAUCUUGUGAUUCCUUUUUUUCUCCUGAGCCCUCCAGUGGGGGUGCGAGUUUGCCUUUAUUCCCCCCACUCCUCCACCUUUAUUUCUGUCUCUCCUCCCCCUCCUCAGCUUGGUGUGCGCCUCUUUCUUUUCUCGCCCCUCUUCAUUUUUAUUUAUUCAUAUUUAUUUGGCUCCCGCUCUCUCUCGCCCCUUCUUCCUCCCUCCCUCCCUCCCUCCGGAUCCCUGAUCUCUCCCCGGAGUGGCGCGUCGGCGGCUCCGCCGCUGGCCAGGCGUGAUGUUGCACGUGGAGAUGUUGACGCUGAUGUUUCUUGUGCUCUGGACGUGUGUGUUCAGCCAGGACCCUGGCUCCAAGGCCGUCGCCGACCGCUACGCCGUCUACUGGAACAGCAGCAACCCCAGAUUUCAGAGGGGUGACUACCACAUUGACGUCUGUAUCAAUGACUACCUGGAUGUGUUCUGCCCUCACUAUGAGGACUCAGUCCCAGAAGAUAAGACUGAGCGUUAUGUCCUCUACAUGGUGAACUUUGAUGGCUACAGUGCCUGCGACCAUACUUCCAAAGGGUUCAAGAGAUGGGAAUGUAACCGGCCUCACUCUCCAAAUGGACCACUGAAGUUCUCUGAAAAAUUCCAGCUCUUCACACCCUUUUCCCUAGGAUUUGAAUUCAGACCAGGCCGGGAAUAUUUCUACAUCUCCUCUGCAAUCCCAGAUAAUGGAAGACGGUCCUGUCUAAAGCUCAAAGUCUUUGUGCGACCAACAAAUAGCUGUAUGAAAACUAUAGGUGUUCAUGAUCGUGUUUUCGAUGUUAACGACAAAGUAGAAAAUUCAUUAGAACCAGCAGAUGAUACCGUACACGAGUCAGCCGAGCCAUCCCGCGGCGAGAACGCGGCACAAACACCAAGGAUACCCAGCCGCCUUUUGGCAAUCCUACUGUUCCUCCUGGCGAUGCUUUUGACAUUAUAGCACAGUCUCCUCCCAUCACCUGUCACAGAAAACAUCAGGGUCUUGGAACACCAGAGAUCCACCCAACUGCUCAUCCUAAGAAGGGAUUUGUUAUUGGUUUUUUGGCAGAUGUCAGAUUUUUAUUUUCUUUCCUUCAGCCUGAAUUCUAAGCAACAACUUGGGGCCGGGGGAGCUAACAUAGUUGCUGCCUCCCUCACCUCACCCCCACCCCUGCCCUUGCCUUCUCUCACCCCUUGCAAAUUAGAUGGACUCCAGAUGAAAAUGCCCAGUGGUUAUAGUGACACCCGUGGUCGUCUGCUCCUGUGCAUUCUCCUCCAAGAGCUCACCUCCUGUAGCGUACUGUCAGCGGUAUGUGGACGAGGAAGGAUAGUGGCAGAUGCAGCCGGUGAUGGCGAGGCCCAGGAGGGUUUUCCUCUCCCACGCAAUACUUAUGCCUUCUCGUUCAGGACUGUAAGAUGAUCAUGCAGGGCAUCAUGUCACCAUGUCAAGUCCAGAGGGGAGGGAUUAAGACUAGAUAUAAUAUUACACCAUUUCCUCUAGGAGUAUAUAAAUGAACAGGCUUCUGAAAGGUUGAGACACUGGUUUUCUGUUUUUUGUUUUUGUUUUUUUAAAAAGGUGACUGUCUUAAAGCAUUCUUGACAGCAAAACUUGUGCUCCGUAAAAGAAGCCUUUUGUCUAGGAGGCGGGUCGAGUGCCGGAAUGUUAGCACAGAGCAAGUGUGAAAACACGCUGCGUUGGGUGGGGGAUAUAUAUGUGUGAGUGCCUCUAACUUUUUUUGGUGACUGACUGGGCAGCGCACACCAGAUUUUUUUUCCUUUGAAUACAGAUCACCAUGGUGCUACAACUUUUUUUUUUUUUUUUUUUUUAAAGAAACUGAAAGAGGCAUUUUUACAAAUAAAGUGACCUUCCCCGAGGCUGACAAGCCAGGGUUGAUGAGUGUAUAUGGAAUAGCUUUGGAUACUCCUCUGGGGGAACGAUGUGUACCAAGGAAAGGGUGUCAGUGGCCAGAGGAGAUGUAAUUUGGCUUUGCUGGAGCGCCAGUGUGCUGUGGCCUUUCCCUGACUCCCACCCUCAUACCCACACUUUGCUCCACACUCCACGACUACAGGGGCUCAGACACAAACCCCUGUCCCCGGAAGAGUCAAUACUACUUGGGAGGGCUAAAGGGAAAUUUGGAAUAAAAAUUCCAAAGUCUGGAACGAAAAAAUUCAAGAGUUGAUUUUAUAUUCUUUCCCUUUCUGACACAGCCUGAAGCGUAGGGGGAACAUAUGUUUAUCUGUGGGAGAUAAACAAGAUGGAGUCCCAAAGACUUUAACAAACUAUUUUUUUAAAAAUCCACUAGAAUAGAAUAUACAUUAUUUAGAUAUACUUUAUGCUGAGAGUGAGUAUAUAUGCUUGUCCUAUUUAAACCUGUGAGAAAAAGUGGUAUCCCUUGAUACAUUUAGAAAUAUGGGGGGGCUGCCUUGUUUCAUUGUAGGGGUGGGCAAGAGGACAGUAAAUCAGCACGGCCAACAGGGAUGUUCCCAGUCCAUUACCAGGAAAUGCAAGCCUUGGGGGUUGCUACUGGUGAGGCUGUCACGAACUUUGAACUCCAAAGCCUAGACAGGGAAAAGUGUCAGACCGAUGGAAAAGAAAAGAAAUCAAGCAAGCCUUUUUUGGCUGUUGCAGGACAUGUCAACAGAAACCAUGCCUUUCAAAACAAAACAAAAAAUAAAUGCAAUGAUCGUGUAAGAUGUGAAAAACUGGAAGCGUUCCAGCACAAUAAGGACUUUUUUAAAACUGGGUUUUUUUUUUAAUGUACAUGUUUAAAAAGAGGGGUCAUAUUAUGGAUAGACUUCAUGAAGGGGAAUUUGCUAAGAACUGUGAGUAGUUCUGAAUUAGAGAGAUAGAUAUGUGAAUGAAAGGCAGCUGUAAAGGCACUGCACGCUGGAGAGUUGUACACAUGUUGAAAUGUAAUCUGGGCUUACCCGAUCCGUUUGGAGUGGAUGUUAAUGCUGGGUCUGUUCGCACUUGGAACCAUGUGAGAGGUUGCCAGCCUCUCGGAUUAAAUCCCAUUCCCCCAGACAUCAGGAACUUCUCUGGAGUGGCAGAGUCUUAUCACAGAAGGCAGCCACCAUUUCACUGAAACAAAAGUUCACAGCAUUGGAUUAUUUUUUGCAUUAACUAUUUAUAUACUCAGAACUCUCAGUAAUACCCAGUAAUACUUCUUUUUUAUUAAUAGUUAGUUACAGGCUUGUUGGUCCAGUGGGAUUUGGGUAGGGGGAAAAAGAUGCCUUCUAAAAUGGAUCAAUAGAACCAAAAUAAUAUUGCAUGUUCUAUGACCACAAGGAAAUCAAAUGAUCCUGUAAUGAUUCCAGUUAGUCAUAACUACAUUAUCAGUGCUAAUUUCAUUUUAGAAAUGGUGACUUCUGUGGUUUUUCUAGCAUUUGUCUCUAACAAAUGAUAAAAUAAUUAAUGACUCAUGGCCCUCUCUGCCAUUGUCUUUCAUUUUUCACAGUGAAAUUAGACCCCUUCACCACUGUGCCACUACAAAUUAAAUGUAAAAAAAAAAGCAAGACUAUCCACACCAGUAGACAAUGUGCUUCUCUACCUAAAAGUGACGUAAUUGUAGGUAACGCUUGCCACGGAGUUUUCAAGAAGACGAUUGGUAUCGUGCAGUUUUCAUCUUGUCCAAAAAGUGCUGGUGGCCUUUUGUGAUGGUGUUAACAACCCUCAGGGGGCUUAGGAGGAUGUCGACGGAACUUUGUAGCAGCUUUUAAUUUCAAAAACAAUUCAAAAGUAUGAAGGGCAGCCUUUGCUGCCUCUCAGCCCCAGUCAGUCAAACCCCAGCGACCUUUGCCCCUGGUUGCCAAGGGCUUUGCAACGUGAAGCAGGGAAAUAAGGAUCUGUCUGUGUAGUGGAUACCGUGUAUCCUUUAAUAGACCAGGUAAUAGUUUGUGUUAGUUUAGACUAUUGUUUUGUACUGUACUUUCUUGGGUGGCAGAGGAAAGAAAAGUAAAACGUUAAAAAAAACUGCAUUCUUUAAAUUCUGUAUUAUUAGCAACCUCUGUUGUAUAUAGUGUUUGAUAAUAAAGUAUUAAUUUGAUUCUUA
Messenger RNA from Globicephala melas (long-finned pilot whale), 4208 nucleotides. RefSeq names its product ephrin A5 (gene EFNA5). The record is from RefSeq and is a predicted model, not a curated record. Gene Ontology annotation, molecular function: ephrin receptor binding. Gene Ontology annotation, biological process: regulation of cell-cell adhesion; ephrin receptor signaling pathway; axon guidance. NCBI's taxonomy places the organism in Eukaryota, Metazoa, Chordata, Mammalia, Artiodactyla, Delphinidae. Gene Ontology annotation, cellular component: external side of plasma membrane; plasma membrane.